This is a messenger RNA of Oppiella nova, 1234 nucleotides long. Lineage: Eukaryota; Metazoa; Arthropoda; Arachnida; Sarcoptiformes; Oppiidae. The record is from the annotation of a GenBank genome assembly.
AUUUAUUGAACCGUCGAUGAGAUAAACAAAAACUUACAGUUAAUCCGUUGACCACAAGAUGUGCUUAAGACAUGAAUCAAUGAUUGCAUGAAUUUCGCGUUCAUUUGAACCAUAAUUACUAUAAUCUAUAAACGGGACUAAAGUGUGAAUCAAACAAAUCACUCAACAUUACCACAAAAUGACGGCAAAAGUGUUUAACGUUUUCGCGAAUCUCGAGACAGAGUUCUUGGAGGCGAAGAAGAGUCUGAAAGAUGUGGACGAAUCCAUCAAAAAGAUCACUGGAAGGGAACCCAAUUUGGCGGCGAAGGGAGUCAAGGGUCAGACCAAUGGCCGCAAUCGAGUGGCCCUUCCGUUCGGGAACUCCUUCUCGACGGCGAUCUCACAAAUUGAAGACCAAUCGGACGAACCGCUGAGGAAACGACGCUUCUUUGGCGGCAGCGCUUUCAGCCGUUUACGCGGAGAUCAAAGAGAUAUCGCUUACGACGACUACGAAGAGCCGGUCCGCAAGCCUACAGUGCAGUCAUCAGUGGUGGCCACCACUCGCUCAGCAAAGCCACGAACGCAGGCCUUAGAGGAGCAGAAGAACGACAAGAAGAGUUUGGCCCGAAAUAAGCGGAUGUUUGGUAUGAUUUUGGGAACUCUGCAGAAGUUUCAGAACGAAGAGUCGACCAGAAAAGACACGCAAACGCAGAAAAGAGUGGAAAUCGAGAAGAAAUUGGACGCAAAGGCGGAACAGGAGAGGACAGCCCUUCGGAAAGAGAGACGCGAAUUGUUUUUGGUUCGCCGCGAAAAAGAGGCACAAAUCAGACGUAUUGAGCAUAAGAUGCAAAGAGUGGAGAUUCAUCAGGAAUGGGAGCGCUCUCACCAACACCUCUCCAAUUAUAUUCAGACCAAAACCAAACCCAAUCUCUUUUAUUUGCCCGCAAAACACACUCCGGAAACGGAAAAGAGACUCCAAGAGACUAAAGACAAAUACAGAUUAAUUGUGGCCGAAAAGAGGGCUAAAGUGCAGAAAGAGUUGUCAGAAAUCGAUGAGCUCUACAAAAAGGAAGAGCAAACUCUGUUGGAUGAAGACAUGGAAGAGAUGGAGACUCACGAGUCAGACACCAAACAGAACUCAGAUGAGACCAAACCUUUGGCCCAAAUUGAGAGUCAAAGCGAAACACUUGAAUCUAACAAUAAUAGCAAUAAUAUAGUCAUUUCAGACGACAAUAAUAUCAAUGUCUUGAAUGAG